Molecule: messenger RNA, 2600 nt
Organism: Anopheles arabiensis
Lineage: Eukaryota; Metazoa; Arthropoda; Insecta; Diptera; Culicidae
Gene: Nmnat
Product: nicotinamide/nicotinic acid mononucleotide adenylyltransferase 1
Exons: 6
Coding region: 270-1835 (521 amino acids)
Biological process (GO): NAD+ biosynthetic process
Molecular function (GO): nicotinamide-nucleotide adenylyltransferase activity; nicotinate-nucleotide adenylyltransferase activity
Source: RefSeq, a predicted model, not a curated record
GUGUGCACGAACCCUGUAUUGAUGUAACAAAAAACAACAACAGUCGUUCUGGAGCCAAAAUUUUCGCUACGAACGCUCGGGAAACUUCCCUCUUAUCGAAUAAACAAUUGUUUCUCGGUACCUAAUCCCAGUCUACAUGUCCAGUCAUCGUUAGAAACGAUAUUUAGUGCUGUGGCAGCAAGUCGUCGUGUGUGCGUGUGUGCGGAUUGUCUCGAAUUGUUCACAUUUUUCGGUCUGGCUGAGCAUUUUCACCCAAUCACCCAAAACAAAUGAGAAUGACAUCGUCCACAAAGAUAAUGCUGAUAGCGUGCGGUUCGUUUAGUCCGCCAACACCGAUGCACUUCCGGAUGUUUGAAAUUGCCCGCGAUCACAUCCAGCAGAUGGGCCUCGGGCAGGUGGUCGGCGGCAUAGUGUCACCGGUGCAUGACUCAUACGCCAAGAAAGGGCUAGUGUCGGCGACGCACCGUUGUGCAAUGAUCAAGAUCGGUCUCAAAACCUCCGACUGGAUCCAUCUGUCCGACUGGGAAACGCAACAGGAAGAGUGGACCCGUACGCGUCAAGUGUUGCAGUACCAUCAGAACUACAUAAACUCAUACCUAAAGGAUACGAAUGGGACCAUCAACAACCAACACAUACCGGCGUGGAUCCCGGAAGGCAUCAAGCGGACGGCAGGCCAGGUGCAGCUGAAGCUACUGUGCGGUGCCGAUCUGCUCGAAUCAUUUGCCACGCCCGGCCUGUGGAAGGACGAAGAUUUGGAGGCGAUUCUGGGCUACCACGGCAUUGUGGUGAUUUCCCGCGCCGGUUCCAACCCGGAGCAGUUCAUCUUCAAUUCCGAUCUUUUGAGUCGAUAUCGGCGCAACAUUACGAUCGUAACGAACUGGGUGACGAACGACGUUAGCUCCACGCUGAUUCGAAAGCUGCUGAGCAGGGGCCUCUCGGUGAAGUACCUUCUGGACGACCAUGUGGCCGAGUACAUUCGAAAGUUCGGCCUGUUCGGCACGAACAAUGAGACUAAGUACAUUCUAACACCGGGCAGUGCGGCGGAAGCGAUGAGCAUUUCGCCCAUCUCACCCAUCAACGAUCCGGACCUGUACAUCGAGGCACAAAACCAGCGCAACAAGCUCGGCGCGGCUUCCUGCGAGGCGAUGGAUGAGACGGACUUUCCGAUUCCACCGCUGCCACCGACCACCCUGAACAAGGUGUUUUGCUGCGCGACGGAAUCGAACUCGAAGCCGGCCUCGCCGGGCACUACUGGUGGCAGUCGGGGAACAUUUCUCAGCAGACCGGGCAGCGCGGUACAGAUUGUAACGACGGCAGCACCCAUGCCGACCCCGCCACUCGUCACCUCACCGGACGGGACGACGACAAACCCGGCAGGAGCGGCCGCUCUCCACAUCACACUGGACGAUGGCACCACAGGCAAGAAGAAGGUGGGUGAGAAUGCAAACGCAAAGGGCGCUUCUGUCCGCGAACCUACAAACCCGAGCACAAACGCUAAACCCAGCACCAACGGCAAAGACAAUACCAGCACAGCAGCCGCCGGCGCACCACCAUCUACCAAACGCACGACAGCGACGGCUGCCAACACCACCGUAGAAACCGUAGCAACCGAGCGGAGUGGUGGUGGUGGUGGUAGUAGUAGUAGUGGCACGAAGCGCGUUGCUACGACCAAAUCAAACACCAACGUAGGGGCUACUUUGGGCACAGGCGUGGCACAAACGGCCGGCGGUUCGACUGGACGGAUCAGCCCGUCCCGUAGCUAUGACGAUAUGAUCAAGUUCGUCUUCACCGAGCACGGCAUUAAGGUCAUAAGCGAUCGCGAGUACGUAGUGUAGAGGGAUAGAGGGAAAGCGGUGCCCACAGUUUCACGCUAGCCAAUUGCACAAAAGUAAACGCGUCGUAAAAAAGUUGAAGAUAUCCGCCUGUCCAGUGUAAAAAGGUGUUUUUUGGGUGCUGUUUUGGCGCAACGGUGAUAUACUCUCUCCUCUUUCCGCACGAAAUCUCGCAUCGAAUGCAAACCCAAUAUUCUACACACCAAGAGCAGCAUGAUUGAAAGGGGACGUGUUUUAUGUAGGCGCUAAUAGUUGGAUGUCGUUCAAGCAUAGUUCCUUAAUGUGUUUUUUGUUCUGUUUUUGUUUUUAUUGAAAUAGCUUGUUAAUAUUUAUUUACGAUUACAUCACACACACAAACGGACAGACAUACGAAACAAAACAAAACCCGCUGCAUGUACCUUUACUUGAAACCAUUCUCUGGACAAAGGUGACGAUAGGGAGGAGGAUAGGGAGCUCAAAAGCGGCCCACACACGGGUCACACCGCAUAUACUCAUCCGUUUUAGUGGCAUGAAAGGGGUCAAUUUUCGCUCUUUUAAAUAAUGCGCUUCGCAGAAAAAUGCAGCAACAUACACAAUUUUACACAUGACCCGAUUGGUGAGCGAUUUUAUAGUCCAAAAUGAAAGUUUAAAUUGAAAAAAUGGGAAAGUUAAGGGAAGGCCCAUUUCGGUUGAUUUCCUCUCCUUAGCAACGGAAUCGAUGGUAGGGUGCUAGACAGAUAGGUGAAUGUGAUUAGCUGGAAGACUUAAUAAAACUAAGUAGUUACAGAA